Messenger RNA from Thermothelomyces thermophilus ATCC 42464, 3423 nucleotides. RefSeq lists its product as uncharacterized. Gene Ontology annotation, biological process: mRNA splicing, via spliceosome. NCBI's taxonomy places the organism in Eukaryota, Fungi, Ascomycota, Sordariomycetes, Sordariales, Chaetomiaceae. Gene Ontology annotation, cellular component: U2-type catalytic step 2 spliceosome; cytosol; U4/U6 x U5 tri-snRNP complex. Gene Ontology annotation, molecular function: translation elongation factor activity; GTPase activity; GTP binding. The record is from RefSeq and is a predicted model, not a curated record. The transcript has 5 exons. Bases 76 to 3036 code for a protein of 986 amino acids.
CACGCAGCACGCGCGACGUGACGGGAAGGCGAGUUAGGGGCCGAAUUCAAGUUGACAAGCAUUUUGCCCGCAACCAUGGAUGACGAUUUAUACGACGAGUUCGGCAACUUCAUUGGCGAGGAGGCCGAAGCUUCUGAGGAAGAAUCCGAACAUGGGGUGGACGUGGGUAACUAUGCCUACGACGAAUACCCCGAAGCCGCCGCAGAGGCGCCCGCUGCGGAGCAGAUGGACAUUGAUGAUGAAGGGCCAUCAAACGCAGUCGUCCUCCAUGAAGACAAGCAGUACUACCCAACCGCGGCGCAAGUGUACGGAGAGGGAGUCGAGACAUUGGUACAGGAGGAGGAUGCGCAGCCUUUGACUCAGCCGAUUGUUGCCCCGGUUGAGCACAAGAAGUUCAGCAUUGAGGAGGCAGACCUACCGCCGGUCUAUUUCGACCGCAACUUCAUGACCGAUCUCAUGAAUUUCCCAGAACAGAUCCGCAACAUCGCUUUGGCGGGGCACCUGCACCAUGGCAAGACUGCGUUUAUGGACAUGCUGGUCCUGGAGACCCACGCCAUCACAGAUAGGUUGGAUAAGCGGACAGGGAAAAAGCGUGACGAGCAGCUCCGAUACACUGACGUACAUGUCAUCGAGCGGGACCGAGGGCUGUCGAUCAAGGCCGCGCCCAUGAGCCUUGUUCUCCAAAACACAAAAGGGAAAUCACACCUCUUCAACAUCAUCGACACACCGGGGCAUGUGGAUUUUGUCGACGAGGUUGCCGCUUCUCUCCGGCUCGUGGACGGAGUUUGCCUAGUGGUGGACGUUGUGGAAGGUGUCCAGGCCAACACGGAGCAGAUCAUUAAACACGCCGUACUCGAAGAUAUUCCCCUUACUCUGAUUGUCAACAAGAUGGAUCGCUUGAUACUCGAGCUCAAAAUCCCGCCUAACGACGCAUACUACAAGCUGAAGCAUGUCAUCGAGGAAGUCAACAAGGUCAUCGAGGACACGAUUCCCGGCCGAGGCGUGGAGAAGAGGGUGAGUCCCGAAAAGGGGAACGUUCUCUUCUCUUGUACAUCGAUGGGCUGGUGCUUCACCCUGGCGUCUUUCGCCAAGAUGUACUCCGACAGCUUCGGCGGCAUUAACAUUGACGAAUUCGCCCGGCGGCUGUGGGGCGACGUCUACUUCAACCCUCGGAAACGCAACUUUACCAGAAAGCCGAUUGAGAAGGAGGCCAAGAGGUCCUUUGUCAACUUCGUCAUGGAGCCGAUAUACAAACUUUACUCGCACACGAUCAGCGAGAGCCCGGAGGACCUGAAGAAGACGUUGGGGAAGCUUGGAAUAGAGCUCAAACCGUCUCAGUACAAGUCAGACCCGAAGGUGCUCAUGAAACUGGUGUGCGAGCAAUUCUUUGGACCAUCAACAGGGUUCGUGGACAUGGUGUGCCAACAUAUUCCCUCGCCAGUAGAGGCUGCCGAGAAGAAGCUGUCUCAGUAUUACACCGGUCCGCUCGAUACAAAGGUGGCAGAGUCGAUGAAGAAGUGUGACCAAAACGGACCGCUAGUCAUCCAUGUGACGAAGCUGUUCAACACUUCUGACGCCAAGAGUUUCUACUCGUUCGGCCGUGUGAUGAGCGGCAUUGUGCGGCCGGGCACCGAGGUUCGAGUGCUCGGUGAGGGUUACUCUAUUGAUGACGAGGAGGACAUGGUGCUAGGGAAGGUCUCGGAUGUUUUCAUUGCCGAAACGCGAUACAAUAUCCCGACCGACGGUGUUCCGGCAGGUAACUGGGUACUCCUAGGAGGUGUUGACAACUCGAUUGUCAAAACCGCCACGAUCGUCGACAAAAAGUUCGAGGAUGAAGAGGACGCAUACAUCUUCAAGCCAUUAUCUCACUUCACCGAGUCUGUUCUCAAGGUCGCAGUCGAACCGAUCAACCCAUCAGAGCUUCCCAAGAUGCUUGACGGCAUCAGAAAGAUCAACAAGAGCUACCCGCUGAUCGCAACCAAAGUGGAGGAGUCAGGAGAGCACGUCAUCCUCGGUACUGGGGAACUGUACAUGGACUGCGUACUGCACGAUCUGCGGCGGCUAUACGCCGAUAUGGAGGUCAGGGUGUCUGACCCUGUCGUCCGGUUUUGCGAAACGGUGCAAGACAUGUCAGCCACGAAGUGUUAUGCCAUCACACCCAACAAGAAGAACACUAUCACCAUGGCAGCGGAACCCUUGGAUGACGGGAUAGCCAAGGACAUCGAGUCGGGUGCGGUCCGGAUACGGGACCCAGUGAGGAAGACAGCCAAGUUCUUUGAGGAGAAGUACGGCUGGGAUAUGCUCGCGGCGAGGAGCAUCUGGGCAUUCGGUCCCGACGAGAUGGGGCCGAACAUUCUACAAGAUGAUACACUACCAACAGAGGUUGACAAGAAGCGGCUCAACACGGUUAAAGAGUCGAUUCGCCAGGGGUUCAGCUGGGCCACCCGUGAAGGCCCGCUAUGUGAAGAGCCCAUACGCAACACCAAGUUCCGACUUAUCGAUAUCGAACUGGCACAGGAAGCCAUCUUCCGCGGUGGCGGACAGAUCAUCCCCACGGCUCGCCGGGCGUGCUAUUCGUCUUUCCUGAUGGCCUCGCCGCGUCUCAUGGAACCCGUGUACUCGGUCUCGAUGACGGGCCCGCAGGAUUCGGUCAGCACCGUCUACAACAUUCUUGCCCGCCGCCGGGGUCACGUCUUGUCCGACGGCCCCAUCGCGGGCACUCCCCUCUACCGGGUCGACGGCCUGCUGCCCGUGAUUGACAGCUUCGGGUUCGAGACCGACCUGAGGAUCAAUACUCCCGGACGUGCCAUGGUCAGUCUCGUGUUCGACCGCUGGAGCAUCGUGCCAGGCGACCCGCUCGAUCGCGAGCAGGUCACGCGGCCGCUACAAAUGGCGGCCCCUCUGGCAACGGCGAGGGAUUUUGUGCUCAAGACUCGGAGGCGGAAGGGGUUGAGCGAGGAUGUGACGGUGGCCAAGUUUCUGGAGCCCGAGUUCUACCAGAAACUGCUCGAGGAGGGGACGCUGGAUGGCGUCUGAUGUUGUCGUCCUCUCUCUCGUCCAGCUGCUCUGGCUGGAAGUGGUUCUCAUCUCUAUCUGAUAUGGUGUUGGGGCGUCAAGGGGAGAAAUGGAAAGAUGUGCUACUACUUAACGAGACGGGUUGGCCUUGAUAUGUGGUGGUAAAAUUCGGCCGUUGCUUGUGUCUAUCUAUGCAGAUACAAAGAAAAGGUAUCAUGACUUUUACUCCGUACCCGUCAAUGACCGUCCCUGGUGCCCCCGAGGUGCGGUUUACCUGGAGCAGUACGGCAGAGAAGCAAAGAGCAGUUAUCCGUGACAUCUGCGGCUUUUGCGGAUUGUUCAUCAUCUAGAGAAGUUUUAUGCUGUUCACCUUUGCUUGACCAACUUUGUUGACCCUUUCUUUUUUUU